Molecule: messenger RNA, 1167 nt
Organism: Rangifer tarandus platyrhynchus (Svalbard reindeer)
Lineage: Eukaryota; Metazoa; Chordata; Mammalia; Artiodactyla; Cervidae
Source: the annotation of a GenBank genome assembly
AUGUCGGCUGCUAUCGAACGGGAGUUUGAAGAGUUAGACGCUCAGAAUCGCUGGCAGCAGCUGUACCUGGAAAUUCGCAGUGAGUCCCAUGACUAUCCUCAUAGAGUGGCCAAGUUCCUUGAAAACAGAAAUCGAAACAGAUACAGAGAUGUGAGCCCAUAUGAUCACAGUCGUGUUAAACUGCAGAAUGCUGAAAAUGAUUAUAUCAAUGCCAGCUUAGUUGACAUAGAGGAGGCACAGAGGAGCUACAUCUUAACCCAGGGUCCACUUCCUAAUACAUGUUGUCAUUUCUGGCUCAUGGUUUGGCAGCAAAAGACCAAAGCAGUUGUCAUGCUAAACCGAACUGUGGAGAAAGAAUCGGUUAAAUGUGCACAGUACUGGCCUACAAAAGAUGACCGGGAGAUGCUGUUUAAGGAAACAGGCUUCAAUGUGAAGUUCCUGUCAGAGGACGUGAAGUCCUAUUACACAGUCCAUCUGUUGCAGUUAGGAAACACCAGGACUGGUGAAACCAGAACAAUAUCUCACUUUCAUUAUACUACCUGGCCAGAUUUUGGAGUCCCUGAAUCACCAGCUUCGUUUCUCAAUUUCUUAUUCAAAGUGCGGGAAUCUGGCUCCUUGAACCCUGAGCACGGGCCUGCGGUGAUCCACUGCAGUGCCGGCAUUGGGCGGUCGGGCACCUUUUCUCUGGUGGACAGCUGCCUUGUUCUGAUAGAAAAAGGAGACAAUAUUAACAUUAAACAACUGUUACUGAAUAUGAGAAAAUACCGAAUGGGGCUGAUUCAGACUCCAGAUCAGCUCAGAUUUUCCUACAUGACGAUAAUAGAAGGAGCAAAGUUUAUAAAAGGAGACUCAAGUAUACAGAAACGUUGGAAAGAACUUUCUAAGGAAGACGUAUGUCCUGUUUUUGAUCAUUCACCAACCAAAAUAAUGACUGAAAAAUAUAAUGGGAACAGGAUAGGCCUAGAAGAGGAAAAACUGACAGGAGACAGAUACUCAAGUCUGUCCUCUAAAACACAGGAAACUCUGGAGGAGAACAGCGAGAGUGCUCUUCGCAAGCGCCUCCGGGAGGACAGGAAGGCCAGCACUGCCCAGAAGGUGCAGCAGAUGAAGCAGAGGCUGAGCGAGACUGAGCGCAAGAGGAAAAGGCCAAGAUUGACAGACACCUAA